Molecule: messenger RNA, 2376 nt
Organism: Syngnathus typhle (broad-nosed pipefish)
Lineage: Eukaryota; Metazoa; Chordata; Actinopteri; Syngnathiformes; Syngnathidae
Product: actin filament-associated protein 1-like 2
Exons: 15
Coding region: 233-1945 (570 amino acids)
Biological process (GO): positive regulation of epidermal growth factor receptor signaling pathway; positive regulation of DNA-templated transcription; inflammatory response
Cellular component (GO): cytosol
Molecular function (GO): SH2 domain binding; SH3 domain binding
Source: RefSeq, a predicted model, not a curated record
CCCCACCUGCUACUUUAGAAUCAGCGGAGGAGCAAGGCAAGCAGAUAGAUCACCGAGGAGACCAUAGAAAACGAUACAUCUUUAUUUAUAUUGCGCUUUCACCACAGUAACCUCAUUUCUUGUCUCCUUCCAGUGUUUUCUUCUUGUUUGUUGUCUCUUAUCUGUUAUGUUUUGUUCUUCACUAUCUUGAUUACCAUCAUGAGAGUGAGGAGCAUCAUCUGGUGAAAAAGAUAUGGAGAAACAAAAAGUGUUGUCCAAGCUGAUGUGGGAUCUUCAGUCGUUCCUUUCAGUUCUGGAUUCAGAGAACCUGAGCUACAUCGCACAGGCUCAGAAGAAGUCCAUCUCAGAGCUGGUGUCCUUGUUGCAGAUGCAAGAAGCUCCAGUGGAGGACGCAGAGUAUGUCAUCAUGAGCUGUCCGUCAUCAUCGUCGCCUAGCAGCCAGCCAUUAAGAGACUCCAACCUCUGGACUAGCAAUGCAGUCCCUGCAGCACCGCACCAGCCACCAGGGGGCGCUGAAGCUCAAGGCGGUGAUUGUAACGAUGAUGAAGAUACCUAUGAAGAGGCACAACCCUUCAAAGCCGACAGCACCAAUCACCUGGCAGAGCGAGCUGAGUCAGAGAACAGCUACUACGAGUCAUAUGGCGAGGAGGCUGAGGAUGACGAUGAUGAAGAGCACAUGAAGGAUAGAGCUCACUACAUCCAAUGGAGUUCCUCUCAGCCUUGUCUCAGGCCCCCUCCUGAGUCUCGCCUGUGUGGGUACCUGUGGAGGAGGAAGUGGUUGGGACAAUGGACCAAGGAGCUCUUCAUCAUCAGAAAUCACUUUCUGCUGUGCUACAAGUGCGCGAGGGACCUCCUUCCUCAUCUGCAACUGAGCCUACGCGGCUGCCAACUAGUCUACAAGCUGAAGAGCAACCGGAAGAUUCCGCACCAACUCAAGCUUCUGCUGCUGGGGGCCGAUACCCUGGUGUUGGGGUACAGCAGUUUCGAGCAGGCUGAAGAGUGGCGACAGGUGAUCGAGGAGCUGAGUGUCGGCGAGGAAGAUUAUCGCGCUAACUCAGAACCUCCUCGGUGGUCCCGCAGGUCCAGUGCGCUCCUGACACACACCAACCAGCAAGAACCAGCACAUGAACAACACAAGAGCAAAGGUGUGGUGAGCGUGCUGAUGAACUGUCAGUGGCAGAGUCUCUUGUGUCAGGUGGAGGCGGGAAAUCUCAAUAUGUUCGCGGAGGACGCAGAAGAGGAUGGGAACCGUCGGAGCCAGACUCGCUCUCCUCAGUACACGGUACGGUUGCGAGGCUGCGAGGUGAAAGCGGCGCCCGAUGGCCAGCGACCACACAGGAUCACGCUGAGCGUGCUGGGUGAGCAGGUGGCUGUAGUGGAGGUAAGUUCGGCGGAUGAGAAGCGGCGAUGGACGCGCCUCCUGAAGGACGCGGUGGAUUGUUGCUCUGAUGGCAAGACGCAGCAACACACUCACAACAGCGGACGCUCGCUGAACACAUACAUGGACCAACCAUUCCACGCCAGCUCGGCCGCUCCGCCGCUACAACCCGUCUACUCCAACACUCCCAUGCUGGAGCACAUGCUUCAAGGCUCUCAAGACACCAUGACCUACACCAACGCCACCUUCAGUAGCAACAACAGGAAGUGGUCUGAAGUAGCGCCACGUGGCAUCCAGAAGUUGGAGCUGACGGGCAGAAAAAGCGUGCCCUUGAGGGCCGGUUCUGAGGCUAACCUGGUGUCGGCGAGCAAUAAAAAUAAACGCUCAUCCUUCAGACAGUCGCUCACCGUUUGCAGCGAGCGGGCGCAGGCCAGUCUGCUAAACCCUUUCUUGCGUCGUACAGCAUCCGUGAAGACCUCGCUCAGACGAGCUCCAUCCACACUCUUCAUUGAGCACGGGAAGGUUUUCCAGAGGAGGAAGGAAUGGGAGACCAAAGCUGCUGCCUGAGACCAUGCAACCAUGUGACGAAGAGCCCACGUGACCAUAUAACUUGGCCUGGUGAUGUGUUCAUGCAACCAAGAUUGUUAUAUUUAAUUUAUAUCGUUUAGAUCAUGACUGCAUCCUUUAACUUAUUAUUUCUGUCACACAAAAUAGCAGACUUUAAUGGGUUGAAACAAAUUAAGCGAUUUUUUUUUUUCAUGAUCGGUGUGUGUGUGUGUGUCAUGUUUGCACUUCUUCCAAACUACAAAAACACAAAUCAUCCCUUUUUAUCAAAGUUUUUUUUAAAAUUUAAAACUCACCUUAGAAUCACAUUUUGACAAAUAUGAAGUUUUUGUGUCUAUGGUGUUUAUCGUUCACAUCACAUUCAUCAUCCACGUGAGAAACAACAGCACUAUUUUUCUGAAAUUGCCUUAUAUUAAAUUAUUAAUGCGUGUAAA